AUGCAGGGCUUGGUGCGGCGGCAGCAGCAACAUCACCACCACCAACACCACCAACAGCAGCAGCAGCAACAACGACAGUACGAGAAGCAGAAUGAGCAACAUGACGAGCAGCAGCAACAUCAUCAGCAGCACAUGCAGAAGCAGCAACCAAUGCAGGAGCAGCAGCAGCAGCAACAGGAUAGCUGCGUGCCUGUGCUGCAUCUCUAUGAGAAGAAGGAUGGCUCUUGUGUAACAGCAGCAGAUUGGGCGUCACAGGUAGCCAUCCUUAAUACAAUAAGGCAGCAGUACCCAACAGAUGUCUUUAUUGCUGAGGAGACACUUAAUAUAUUUGCCCCUCUUCUACCUCAUGGGGGCCCCUGUAGCAAGGGGCCCACACACCCUGACGAGGAACGACGCACUGCAGCAGCAGCAGCAGAAACAACAGCAGGAGGAGCAGGAGGAGGAGCAGCAGCCGCAGCAGCUGCAGCAGCUGCGGCACACGAGCAGCUUCUUAUCGAGUUGGAUCUUCCAAGACAGAAGCAGCUACAAGAGGAGGAGGAGGGGGGGCCCUGUACCUUUGCUUCUGCUGAUACCCUGGUUGAGGGGCCCCCCUCCCCUACUAAGUCCUUACAGGCGACGACUGACCGCAUGCAGUUGCUGCGGGAGGUUGUGUGGUUGCUGUCUGAGGGGGCCCCACAGCACCUCCGUUCCCUCCUGCAGGACGGACUGCAGGAAGAUGCUGCAGCAGCAGCGACAACAGCAGCAACAUCAGCAGCAGCGAGGACAGCGGAGGCGUGCAUGCACAGUGGGGACCCUAAGGAGGGGGCAAGCGGACACAAUUGGGUUGGGCCCGCUACAGUCACCUUCCUUAAGGGACUGCAGCGGCUGCUGCGGCGGCCCGGGGGAUUUGCAAGACAGGGAGAGUCUGCCGACCCGUCAGCAGCAACAGCAACAGCAGCAGUAGCAGCAACAGCAGCAGCAGGUGAUAGAAAAGUGGCGCAGCAAAUGCGUCACUGGCUUGUUGAUCCAAUUGAUGGAUCGCGAGGCGUCUUUGGAGAACAGCGAGGCUUUUGCUUCUCUACAGCUGUCGCCCUUUUGGUGGGCCCACAGCAGCAGCAGCAGCAGCAAGUGCAGCAGCAGCAAGUGCAGCAGCAACAAGAGCGGCAAGUGGAGCAGCAACCUCAGCGCUGUCCGCAGCAGCAGCACAUGCCUUCACCACCUACGACGUCCAAACGGCCUGAACAGCAGCAGGAGCUACAUAAACACCCGCAGCAACAGCAACAGCAGCAGCAACAGCAGCAGCAGCAGCCAAGGGUAGUACUGGCUUCUAUCUGCUGCCCUUCUUACGACUUGUGGCGCAGCAGCGGCAGCAGCAGCCUUUUGCCCUUCUGUACACCUAGGGGCUCCCCGUCUUUAGGGCCUUCUGACCCUACCCAGCAGCAACCGGCUGCUCCUGCUGCCUCUGCUUCUGCUGCUCCUCCUCCUGCUACAGCAGCACCUGCUGCAGCAGCUGGGCAUUUGCCUGCCGAAGGUAGUGGCAUAUCAGACACAGAGAAGGGGACCAUGGGACCCUCUAAAGGCGGUGGAGAUUUGAAUGGUACAGCCCGGGGGGACAAGGGGCCCCCAGAAGGGGCCCAAGGCCCCCCAGGAGGGGCCCAGGGGCCCACUGCAACGGCCCAAAGGCCCUUGGUUUGCGCUGAGUUUCUUCGAGGGUGUGUGCUAACAACAGCAGAGGGCCUCCCUGCAAGACUCACAGUGAGAGAUGUGCUUACAGGAGAAUUGCUGCACCUCGUGCAGCAACAGCAGCAGCAGCAACAGCAGCAGGAGCAGCAGCAGCAGGAGCAGCAGCAGCAGGCACGCGCUGCGUUUGUUCCGGUGGCCGACUGGCCACUAUGUGACAACCCUAACCAUCGAGAGGUUGGGGUCUCCCCUGCAGCAGAAGAGACAGCAGCACCUGCAUUAACAGAAGGAGCAAUAACAGCAGCAGCAGGAGCUGCUGCUCCUGUCCCCUUUCGCUGGACAGUGUCUGUGCCGAACUAUAAGCAGACGCAUCCAUUGUUGCAGCAGCAUUUAUCGGGGUCCCAUAGGACUGCAGCAACGAGUCCCUUGUUGCUGUCUCCUAAGAGUAGCCUCAUGGGGCCCCCUGCCUCCUCGGGCCCCCAUGGGGCCCCCCAAGGUCGUACGGAGACGGGGGACAUGCUGCCCUUAAGCGGGGACUCCCAAGAGGAAGCACCGAGGGUCACCAGCGGCGGGGUCCCUCAAAGAAGGUACCCCCCUUUGAGGCCCUCUCUCCUGGGGGCCCCUAGAGGGCAGCAGUUUCUGUCUCUUAGAUGUGGUCAUGUAGUAAAGUACCUUGCUGUCGCCUUAGGCCACGUAGAUGCCUUUCUGCUGCUGCCUGCCUCCCGCACGGGGGGCCCCACGUGCUUACCCAGCACUUCAGAGCAGCAACAGCAGCAUCAGGAGGAGCAGGAGCAUGAGCAGCAGGAGCAUGAGCAGCAGCAGCAAACAGGGGCUCCUUAUUUUUCUAGGGGUGAGCCAGUUGAGAAGGGGCCCCCUCUACCUAAGGGGGGCCCCAGGGGCCCCUUGCACCGUUUAGGUAAUAAUGGCAUUGGUCCACCUAGUCCCCUUUUAAUGGUAUGGGACCAUGCAGCAGGAGCGGCAGCAGUAGAGAUGUUAGGAGGUAUUGUUCUUGACUCUAACAGGAGGAGGGUACAGGCAUACUGCUACCUUUCUCCCUUGUGUCCUCCCUCCUCUUUCUCUGUCUCCCCUUAUGGCGCCUGUCUCCAGCAGCAGCAGCUGCUGCAGCACAAACAGGGAACCCCCCCUGCUGCUCCACAGCCCCCAGGGGCCCCUUCAAUGGCCCCAGAGACGUACGGGGGCCCCCCUGCAGCAUUUGUUUUAAGGGGUGGAGCUUUGGUUGCUGCUCGCAGUGAAGAGGCAGCUGCCCGCGGCUUAGCUGCUCUUGAGGCCCUAAGGACAUAA
Molecule: messenger RNA, 2961 nt
Organism: Eimeria maxima
Lineage: Eukaryota; Apicomplexa; Conoidasida; Eucoccidiorida; Eimeriidae
Exons: 1
Coding region: 1-2961 (986 amino acids)
Source: RefSeq, a predicted model, not a curated record